CUCCUCAUUUUAGCAUCCAAGAAGAAAGGCUUACAUGCUUAAAAUCUGCUUAAUAUUUCUCAGUUUUAAUUUAACAAAAUAUUUACAUCAUGUGCACAGGAAAGUGCUCCCAGUUUAUUGGCAUCAGCCUUUAUCCACUGGCACUGCUGUCCAUCAUCUGCAACAUUUUUCUGUUCUUCCCUGAUUUUCAAACCAUUUAUUCCAAGGAGGAAACAGAGGGACUCUACCGUCUUACGGAUGAGGUCAAAUACAUGGGAGGCGUUGUUGGAGGAGGCAUCAUGGUGUUGAUCCCUGCGAUCCACAUUCAUAGCACUGGGAGACAAGGCUGUUGUGCAAACCGCUGUGGGAUGUUCCUGUCCAUUAUCUUCGCUGCAGUUGGUGUGGUUGGUGCCCUGUACAGUGGCACUAUAGCUGUGGUUGGACUGAUUCGUGGACCAGUUUGCAGUGUUGAAGACGGUACAUGGAGCAGACCAUUCCUAAACAGCACUACAAGCUAUUUGGGAGACUCUGACCUUUGGGACAUUUGCAAAGAACCAGAAAAUAUUGUGGAGUUUAAUAUUGGCCUGUUUUCUGCUCUGCUGGUGGCUGCUUGUUUAGAACUGCUGCUCUGUAUAUUCCAGGUGCUUAACGGCCUCUUUGGCUGCAUCUGUGGUACAUGCAGUCACAAAGAGAUGGCGUAACUUCAAAAUGACAACAGACCGGAUAAUACAGGAUCAAGAUUUAUUACCAGACGUUUAUCAGUCUUCAUUACUGAUUGGUGACCUUUAGCAAAUGUAGGAGUGUACAGUAAUAAACAAGAAAGGACCGUACUUUAAACGUAUUUCACUGGCUAUAUGUUGUCUAUUAAAACAUUAUUUACAGAUUGAAUAACAGAAAAAAUGUGUCAGGACAACCUUCCUGGUAAUUUCCCCCCCAAAAUAAAAAAUAAAUAAAAUAAUGAAUAAAAUUGGUCAAUUUUUUGUAUAAAUGUAAUUAUGUUAGUUUCAUUUUUUUCUUAUAUUAUGUUGUGAAAUAUCUAGCAAUAUCCAGAUGUUAUGUUAAUGUUAUGUUAAUAUGAAUGUAUUCAUGUUAUCAUUGCAAAAUAUAAUAAAAUUAUGUUCUUUAAACAUUAUCUUCAACAGGUUUCAAGUUUACUUUUGUUGCUUAAUUACAUCUGUGCAUGUGUAUCUAGAGUAAUAGCACAUUCAACCAAUUUUAUGUCAGGCAGAACUUUUUUUGACUGUGAUCUAAAUGUAUCCAGAUAUGUAAAGCAUUUUACUCUUAAAAAAGGAUUUAGCUGUUGUAGAUGGUUGUAGUGGCUGAAAUAAAACUCAUAAAACUA
Messenger RNA from Cyprinus carpio (common carp), 1321 nucleotides. RefSeq names its product transmembrane 4 L6 family member 5. The record is from RefSeq and is a predicted model, not a curated record. Lineage: Eukaryota; Metazoa; Chordata; Actinopteri; Cypriniformes; Cyprinidae. Gene Ontology annotation, cellular component: membrane.